This is a messenger RNA of Paramuricea clavata, 9610 nucleotides long. Lineage: Eukaryota; Metazoa; Cnidaria; Anthozoa; Malacalcyonacea; Plexauridae. The record is from the annotation of a GenBank genome assembly.
CAAGUUGUCCGUUUGUGAUCUUUAUAACGCCGUCGGAAAGGACGAACAAGUAACAUACAACGUCUGCAGUUGUGGCUUUCUUUGUGAUUUCCACCAAUAUUCCAGACUGAGUGUUCUGGAUUUUAGCACCGUUUCCAUAUGUGUUGGCGUCGCUUGCAGUUCUGAGAUCGAUGACCAAUGCGAUUUUCUUGUCUUUGAAGAAUCCGGACAGUGUCUGGUGAUUGAUAUCGUUGGUACCGAACAGUCGCCUUGCCUCCUCGUAUAGCCUUGUUUUCGGGAUACCCUGGCUAUAGACUGCAUUAGGAACGCCUUCUACGGUUACUCUGACCUUUUCGAUGUUGGGGUAGAUAUAUUCCUCGCUGUCCGUCUUCGUCUUGUUUGUGAAUAGCAUGACGACGGCUUUCAUACUCCUGCGUCGUAAGUUGAUCGUUUCGUUGAUGAUGGUGGAAUCUUUGCUCCAUUCCGUUUUCUUCAUUAGGGUAGCGUGUUCGAAGGAUAACUCGCGUUCGGAUCCAUACAAACCCUCGGAUUUCCUUGCGAGAUCGAUGUUGUCGAUGGACUCGUAUUCCAGUUCGAUGUUUUCUAGGGUGUAUCCUUCCACAGAUUCCCCACCCUGUGCGUUCAUGAUUUCAGCCGCUGUGGGUAGGGUGAUCACAUAUUGUAAGUCGUUUGUCAUGUUGUGUGGGGCAUAAAGUCCAUGGUCUUUGAGGAUUUUGUUGAUCCGGAUUUUCUGUUUUGUCCCAAACACUCCAAACAAUGCGGUAGCCUCUGCAUCAGCGUUAGCGGCGUCAUCUUUGGAUAUUUUCUUCCUCGUGUCUUCGCUGGCGAUACCGUCCUCCACCAUAUCGUCGCGCUGCUUGUUGUGUAGCCGUAGGUCUUUGUAGACCUCCAGUAGGCUUUCCCCGCUGUUGUCGUAGACCUUUUCACCGGCGAGUUGCAUUUCCAGUCUUUUCUGUAGUAGUUUUCCUAGGUUGUUCCUAAACCAGGAUUUUGUAUUACUGUUCGUAAAGUCAAAAACUAAAGCCAUACUAUCCGGUACGAGAACGGAGUCGGCUUUCAGUUUUGGAAUAUUAACGUAAUUUUCUUCUCCGGGUUUGGCAGAAUUAGGAUUGAAGGUUAGAACAUGUCUGGUCCUAUACCCAGUAAUUUCCGUCCUAUUCAUGCGCCGGAAGUUAGGCAUAAGUUCAGCUGUCCGGUCCAUUAUGUUUUUAUUAUAGUAUAACUUUAUUUCUUCCGUCUACUUUGUAGAUACUUGUAUAUAGCUCCGGAAAUUAGGACUGCUACGAUCCAUAGGUUUUGGGCAAGGAAGGCGAGACCUUUAGCUCCCCAGCUUAAGAUAGUACUUAGUAAAUUUAGGAUGGGUACUAGGAUUGGUAGUGCGGAUUUUGCAAGUCCAGCCAAUGCUUUUCCUAUGGCUCCUAAUCCUUUGGAGGCUCCUACGAUGGCUUUCUUCCCAGCUACCACAACCGUAGUAAUUAUUCCAGCGAUGGAAAUAGCAAUAGCGGCUAGUGCGCCUAGGUUUUCCUUUGCCCAUUUGCGGAAUCUUUCGAAUUUUGUCCUGAUAUUUUCUCUUACUAUUUCCCUAUACCUGUGUUUUCCCUCCUCCGUUUCGGGUUGCUGACCCAUCUCUAGGUUGGCGUUAUCUAUACCCUGUUCGGCAACAUCCCUGCCCUCUUGCAUAAUCUGUUGUCUUUCGGGAUCUGUUUGGAGUUCUAUAUUGGUUUCGAAUACUUUCUUCUGUUCCCUUAAGGCUUUAAUCCUGACUUCGGGUGGUCCUUUGGGAGCGGUUACUCCCGCAAAUUCCCUCCUCUCCUGUGUGGUUAUUUUCCCCCUUUCUCCUAACUCCCUUGCGUGUUCCACGAGGUUAUCGCCUGCAUUGAUGACUUCCUGGCGGAAUUCCUCCUCAGCGUCUUCGAAAAUCUCUUCCGCGUUUACUCCUGAUGCUUCUCCUCCGGUCUCCUCUUCGACUACACUUUUAACUCUUCCCCUGUGUUCGGCGAGUGCUUUUUCGUAUAAAUUAAGGAAUUUUUUUGAUGAUGCAAUAGUUUUCUUGUUUUCAGUCAUUUUGUAGUUACCACCCGUAUCAAUGUAUGCGACAUCAGCCCCGUUAAAUGUCAACUUAUUUUUAGUGAUGUGUAAACUGGAAAUAAGUUCCUUAGAGUUUUGUCCGUCGGCAGGGUCUAUGCUGUACUCAUGGUUGAAGAGCCUUCUAGCAUAUUCUGACUUUAUGUCAUCAAAUUUUCCAUAUGUGCUGAGUUCGUCUAAAUGCCUCUUCCUUUUCCUGUAGGAAUCGUCCUUAUUCUCCUCACGGAAACUGGAGGUUUUUGCAUCGUCUAGUCUAUCGUCGUCGUUUAGUCCAGAAAGAAAGUCAUCCUCGUCAACAGGUGUAUCGCUAAUGACAACCUCAUCAUCACCCCCUUCAGCUCCUUCGUCGCCUUCCAGUCGGUUAAGGUCAUUCAUCUCUAUGGGGGUGUCCAUCUUUAUUUAAGUCUAAAGAUAAUUCUUGUUCAUAAUACCUUCCCAGAAUGUCCUCCCCAUCCUCCGGAUCCUUAAGGCUGUACAUGUUGGGAUCUCCCCAAAACACCGCUGUAAUGACAUAUACUUCGUUGUCGAAAUUGGGUUCGUAUCCCUUUUUAAAGGUUUUGUGCUUUAUUUCUACCCUGACAUGAUCCCCAACCUUAAAUUUGGGAUCCGGAAAACUGCUUAUGGAUACCCAUAGAUUUUUGUCCAAACUUCGUCCUUGUUUUCCUCGUUCACAUUUGCCGGUUUCAUUCCUAUUGUUCUGUGUGUGGUAUUAGUAGAGAGUUUGAGCAAGACAACGAAGUACGAAGACGAAGGCAUACUUGACAAUUUUUGCCGCCUGCACAUUAUCUUGCGCAUAGUGAGUUGGACGUCACUGGUAGUUGCUCAACGUGUCUUCCCAUGUGUCGCUGUUUAUGAAUACUGACCAUAAUUCUUGCCCUGAUCCAGAAGGGAACAACGAGACAUGAAACUAUAUCCCGUCUUUGUCCUUCUGCCUUCGUGCAGAACGAAGUUCACAACGAAUUUUGCCAAAAUAUUCGUUGUGAACGAAGGCAGAAGAACGAAGACGAGAUAUGGAUUCAUGUCUCGCUGUUUUAUCCUGAUCAGGGUAAGGAUUUGAGUCAGCAUUCACAAACAGCUAGACAUGAAUCUCUAAUCUGUCUUCACUCCUGACCCUAAACUCAGAAUGCGCAAGAUAAUGUGCAAGACAGGCAAAAAUUGUCAACCACGUCGUCGUCGUCCGACUUCGUUCUCUUGCUCAAACUCUUUAUUAUAAGAUCUGACGAGGGCAGGUAAGAUGUCCACCCAAACUUUAGUCCUGUUUUCCGUAAAGUAUUUCCACAUCCUUGUUUUUAGGGUUCUAUUGAAUCUUUCGACAAGUGCAGCUUUCCGAAAGGUUCUUGUGCAAAAGUAGUGAACAUCGUGAUCCUUUGGCAACGUCUUUACUCCUACAUGGUAAAAUUCCUUUCCAUCGUCGAACUGUGCCGUUUUAGUAUACCUACCGAACCUCUCCUUAAAUUGUGCGAGCACAUUUUCAACAGCCGUCAUCAUGCUUUCGGUAUUUUUCCUCCAUACGGGGAUGGCAAAGGCAUACCGACUUAGGACCUCUAUGACAGUUAGAAUCCAGCGGUUUCCCUUAUUCCCGUGGCUAAAUUUACUCAUAUCCACAAGGUCCAUUUGAAUCUGCUGUGCAAGUCCGUCCACAUAGGUUCUUUGGGUCUUGUAAUGUUUCCGGGACGGUUUGUGAAUAAUAUAGGUGUUUUGUGUCUGUAACCAUUCUCUAACAUUUUUCCGGCUAACUCCCUCUAUACCCUCCUCCUUUGCACUUUGGUAUAAUUUUUCCAUCGACAUGUACCCACCGUUAACGUUAAAAUAUAUUUCCCGGAGAGCUACAUCCAGUGGUAGACUCAUUUUAUUACCUGUAAAUAAAACAUGAAGAAGAUAACGGUCUAUGUUGAAGACGGAGGGCUUACCCUGGAUUUACAGAAUCCACUGAUCCUUACCCAUGGAUCCGAACUUUACGUAAAGACUGCUGCCGUGUUUUGGAAUUAUAAGAAUAUUCGUAAGGGAUACAAUGACUACAUUUCCGUAGAUGGGAAGAAGAUUACGAUAGAUGAAGCGUACUGGACCUUUAAUUAAACAGCUUAUAGGAAAGAGCUGGAGGAAAACGGAUUGACACUUAAGGAAUAUCCCGAUGGGAGGAUAAGGAUUGACUUUGCCAAAGGAACAAAUUCUGUAGGACUCCGAAAUCUCACGAGUAUUUUGGGAUAUCGGUCCUCCAAUGGUCCUACAUACACCCCACACAUUAGCGAUCGUCCCGUAGACAUUCAUGAAGGCCUGCGAUACCUCACAGUCAGCUGUACCCUUAUGAACCGUGAGCACAACAUCGGACCGUACGGAAACCGGAGUACAGUCAUCACAUCCCUUCCGAUUGAUGGAACAAGACCCCUCUUUGGAACCACAACCAAAUACAACGACAUCGAAAGCCAAGUACGGGUGGAUGCUGGAAAAUACAGUGAGAUUCGGUUUGAAAUUGGGUCUAAUACCGGAGCUGUUCCCGGAGAUGUCCUGCUAGAACUUUACAUUAAAUAAAAGAAUGAGUGAGGAAAUCUUCCGGAACUACUACGGAAAGAAUUAUGAGAAGGUUAAGGCGGCAGUACCCGUCGAAAUACGGAAAAUGAAAGAGAAUUUUAGGAGAAAAUAUCCGAAUGCGAUCCUAUCUAAGUUUGACUUCGAGGUUACCUUUGCCAAGGAUGGGACCGUAGGGUCCAGGGACAUCUUCUAUAAGGUGGAUGACCUCACAAGCUAUGAUAUCACAUCAGACACAUUUCGUACAAAUCCGGAGUGGACCAAAUAUCUUCACUGGGCAGAGGGGUGGCGAAGUGUUCUUCCGGAUGCAAUCUUUCGACCAAAUAAGGAUUUUAAGAUGGAUAUGCAUACUUUUAAGGUCUAUGUUACGGAGGCAGAGAAUUUCCUAACGAAACUGGAGCCUAUUAAGCCAGUAUACGAUAAACCCCCCGAAACCUUUAUCAAUACUAUACCAUUCGACUAUCAUUCCAAUUCCUACUUUUGCUCUCUAGCGGCAUGCUACGUUGCUAUGUUUAAGUCCGGAAUUUCCGAGGAUCACCUUAAAAACAAUUUUCCCAAUUCACACUCCAACAUAAUAACCUCCAUCGUUCGCUUCCACCUUCAUUUUCACCUAUCGAGGUUCAUGCGUAACCCCAAACUCUUGGACCAAUACCUUACAGGGGAUGAUAUACGAACUAUUAGGAAGUAUACACCUGUACGUGAAACAUGGGUUAGGAGGACUGUCUCUUCCCACGCAAAUCUUGGAACAUGGUAUUAUGGCUUACCUGUGAGUGAACAGAAAAGAAUACGACGUCAGAAGUACCAUCUGACCAAAUAUGGAGGUACAUUUAUCGAAUACGAAUACCUGACUGGUAGAUCACCCCUUGAUGUUGAGAAUGAUUAUAAGAUCCUUAUUCCCAAAACAUCCCGGGGACUUACCAAAGUUGGACAGAAAUUAUUCCAGCAAUCCAUCGAAGCGUUCGUGUAUUCUGUAUUGGGGGCACAAGCCAAAACCAGGUGAAGUAUUACGGGUCAGGGUGCAAAGAGCCUACAGACACAGGAGGUCUUCCGGAGGUAGCAAGAGAUACAAUUGUACAAGACGAUGUGACAGUUACCAUAUCCAACAUGAGGACAGCCAUUGCUAACACACAUGUUACCCUAAAUUUUGCUAUCAUGCCAGAUCUAAUCGUAAUUCCUUCAGACUUGAGGAUCCUAACAAAACCUAUUCCAAUAUUCAGCAAUGUUCUAACGGUAGCUAAAAACGGAAUGACGUUCGGAAAAAAUGAGAAGGUGAAUUAUACAAGUAAUCCUGUUCCUACCCCCACGAAUAAUAUAGAUGAAAGUCACGACAUUACACCGGUUCCUGUUGUGGAGGACUUUAAACCCCCGGAACUGAGGAAGAAGUCUGAUACUCAAAAUAUUGCUCUUGGGACAGCGGCAGUAGCAUCCUUCGGACUUGCAUAUCUAGUAUUUCGACCAGGGACGUGGCGACUGGGGGGUCUUGGGGGGGUGCGACGCCCCCCCCCCCCAAUAAUUCUGAACUUUGAAAAGUUGGUCAAAAUUUUUGAAAAGUUGGUCAAAGGAAUUAUUUUAAUAUUAAACGAAAUCUUACAUUAUUUACCAAAAUUUGAGAAAAUCCAAAAAAUGUUCAGAAUUUUAGAAAAAGUUCUUUGAUAAACGGAGAAAAUUUGUGAUAUCCGAAAAAAUUUUAAUGUCGCGAAAAAUGCGAUAGGUCCGGAAAAUUUUUUUUACCCCUAAAAUGGUACACUGACUGAAAAUGUUUUGGCGACGGGGGGGGGAGGGGGGGGGGAAGUUGCCAAAAAAAAUUUCGAGAAAAAUUUUUUAAACACGAAAACGUUGGUCAUUUUCUUUGAAAAAGUUGGUCAGUAUGGUAUGACGCCCCCCCAAUCUGGAAUCGUUCGCCACGCCCCUGAUUUCGACGUUAAAUAAAAUGAGCAUAUUAUUUGGGUACGAUUACUUUGAUACAACAGCAGAAGACCUGAAUACCUUAAAACGGAAGUUAACAACAGUCGAAAAGGUGCAACAGGGGAACACGGCAGAGGUCAUCAAAAACGCGAACGAUAUCAUAAAGUUGAAUAGUUUGGGAGAAAACACGGUUCAGUACGACUUUUCCCAAGUACCUGGGUAUCCACCCGGAUUUCUACAAACACCCACCAUUACAGACACCGAUAAGAAGAGUGCAAAAUUUAUGGUGUUUAGUGUCAGUGGCUUUGAAAUAAACUAUUCAAGUUCAUCCCCUCUGUACGGAUUUUACGAAACGAAUAGGGGGACGAUUGUCAUAUUUACAGUUGACCAGAGGAGUAAAAUUAUCCGAACAUCUUUUUCAUUCAUAGUUACCAGCACAAACAUCCAGAUCCAUGGUGUUGAAUUUAAGGACAUAGAUUCUGCUGGAAAUGUAACCAACAGAACAGGAGCUACGUCCGUAAAUUGCUUGCUCUUGACAACAUAGGAUUUUUUUUAAAUCUUUCCGUAAGAUUUAAAAUAUUCGUGUCAAUCCAUAAGCACCGCCAAUACCCAGUAUACCCACUGUCAACACUGCAUAUCUCUUCAUUUCAUCCGAUGGUUGAUAGUAAUCCUCCAAUUUUGGUCUGCGUUGGGAUGCCGUACUAUCCAUAAGCCUCGUAUAAUCCCUCAGGUCCUCCAGUGCCCUGUUCGUUUCCUUGAUAUCCUUGUUAGCAUCCAGGAUCUCGGCCCUACGCCUUGCCUCGUCGUUCCUACGCUUCACCUCAGAUUCGUAAUACUUCUCCUUGGCUUUCGCAAGCUUCUCUAAGGCUUGGUUAUGUCUUUUUACCUCUUCCUUGUAGCCUUGCCCAUUCAACCUUGAAAAUAGAAAGCCGGCUCCGGCAAAAGCCACGGCAUUAAAGAGUCCUCCAAUCACAACAGAUGUCAUUCUUUAUUUGUCAAUUACUUUUGGGAUAUACCCCUUAUCCUUCAGGUAUCCUAUGGCAAAUGCACUUCCGGCCACAGCAACGGCAAGCUUUGCUGCUCCUUCCAUAGUCAUUGGUGCGCCGAGGCUUUUUCCGGCAACCGUUUUGGCAAGGUAGGAUACCCCAACAACUCCGGUUGUUAAUAAUGCGGCGUUGAUCACUUCCUUCUUCGUGUCGGUCAUUAUGUUUUUAUUAUAAUAGAACUAUUUCUCUCUUAGCUUCUCUUCCAGGAGUAGAGAGCAUCUUCUUUCCAGUGUGUCGAGCAUCCUGUCUUCACUCUCCCUGCGUUCGGUUUCCACCACCCUGCGUUUGGCUUCUUUCGCCUUAGCCGCAUGGAUGUAAAUAAGACAGGUUCCAGCUGCUACGGAAAAGGUCAGUAUGUCCAGGAAUAGUUGUGACAUUGUUUUAUUAUACUCAGUCAAAAAGAUCAGGACCUUCUGGUGUAAUAACAACAGGUUCCGGUUCCUCUACAGUUUUAUUUUCCUCAGGCUUCUCGUCCUUCUCCUGACUACUGUACCACAUGAAGUAAAGGGAUCCGAGCCCUACGGCGAUACCCACUACCAAGCCGACCCUCUCUAGGGUGACUAUUGACCCCUCUUCUUCAAUUGGAACAUUUUGCUCCUCUUCUUUGAUAGCUUCGAGUUGUGACUUCUUCCUGGCUUUUGCUUCCUUACUGAUCUUAGCAAGCCUACGCCCUGCCUCCACCCUUCUGGGAUCCUUGACGUGGGUCUUUACCGGAUUUGUGACAGGUACUGCUGUCGUAUCUGGGUUCUCUUCUGACAUGGUUCCUUUUAUUUAUAGUAGAAGUUAACUAACUUGUAAGUAACUCUAAGUCUAGUUAAAAGUUAGUUAAGACUAACCUUAAAUCUAAUCAAAAGUUAGUCAAGACUAACCUUAAAUCUAGUCAAAAGUAUCUUAUGACUACAUUUGAGUAACUGAUGACUACAUUUGACUAACCUCAUGACUACAUUUGAAUAACUUAUGACUACAUUUGAGUAAACUCAAUUCUGCUUAAAAGUACCUCAAAUUCAGAAUCAACAAUCUAUAGACAAGACUUCCCUACAUAUAAACAAAGCAACCAUGGAACGACCAGUCAAGAAUAAACACAGGUGCGAAUUCUUCAUAGACUGCCACGAAAAGGUACCACAGGUCGAAAGGAUGUGUAAAAGGGUCAACUAGAAGGACAUGAUGUUCAUCAUAGAAUUCAGUAUGAACAAAUUCGACGAAGUGAUGCAUCUACCACCAGCUGGUCAACAUAUAGCAAGAGUCGGCAUUAAGUUCGGGGAUGGGCUUAUGGGAAAAGGCGCUGAAAUACGUAAGGUAACGUCAAGAACCGAAUGGGAAGGGGAGGAUGGUAUACUAGUUAUCGUCAGUACCAAUUGGCGUGCCGUUUCACAUGAAACAUGUUACAUUAAAAACAUAAAGGACAAGGAAGACGUAAUAAACCUGGGUCCUGCCGAUUUCCUUUCUAAUAAUUACUUUAGAGGAAAAUAUCUAAACGAAACAGGAGUUGCCCUAUUAGGACCUAGCACACCAAAAUGAAGUUCUUCAUGGUCAGAUUGAUUAAAGUUGCCAGGUAGUGACCUGGCGGGGUACAAUUGUGAACAGAAUCAAAAAAUUUUUUUAGUCGAUUUCCUUUGUAUAUAAUUAGGGACAAAGAUGGCUAAUAGUCAGAACGGAGGACAGUCCGGCAGAGCGGAAACGAAUCCCACAAUAAAGCUUGUAUUCAUUUUCGAAGACAUAAACAACCAAAUUCCACUUCUAUCCUCAGCAGUGAACAAGGUAAGAAUGCUGCUGGAUCCGGAAGCGGAUCCAAUGGAAACCUAUUUAAGUCUGCUAUGUAAUAUGUGGAAGAAGGAUGAACCCAACAAAAGAUGCUUCGAGUCCAGCGAUUACAGACUGACCGAUAUCAACAACGCGGAAAAAGUUCUUGCUGCAGCAAGGGAGGAAAUCCUGGAGUUUUCCUCCGACUGUCGAUGGGUUGAAAGAAGAGUGUGUAUGCUUAGAAUCGUAAACACACCACCACCUUGGGAUAGGACCGGUAUUAUACCUAUAGGAACCUCUAUACACCU